AUAGAACACAAAUUUGUGGCGUUUGCUGAUGGCUCAGCGGAGGAUGACCUCGUAGAUGUGGAGGCCGAAGAUGGCGCCGUGACCGGUGAGGACGUUGAAGCAGAUGAAGACCCUGAUUCUACAUCGACCACUUCUCCUUAUGCCGACACGUUUUUGCUUUUCACGAAGCCCUUGUAUACGGCUGGACAACAAUUAGAUUUACCAGGUGGCAAACCCGUUGAAUUCCUUAUUGGUUUCACAAAUAAAGGCAAAAAUGAUUUUGUCAUCGAAACCGUGGAAGCUUCUUUCCGCUAUCCCAUGGACUUCAACUAUCACAUACAGAACUUCUCAGCUGUCGCAUACAAUCGUGAAGUAAAACCUGGUUCGGAGGCUACGGUUGCAUACUCUUUCCUGCCAUCCGACACAUUCGCUGGCCGCCCAUUUGGCUUAAAUAUUGCUUUGAAUUAUCGUGAUUCCCUUGGAGGCCAAUUCAGCGAAGCAGUUUUCAAUGAAACAGUGUUGAUUUCCGAAAUAGAUGAAGGAUUGGAUGGUGAAACGUUCUUCUUGUACGUGCUAUUGGCUGGUAUUGUUGUACUGUUGCUGGUCAUCGGUCAGCAAUACCUCCUAGGCUCUUCGGGCAAGAGGAAGCGUGCUGCCGCUAAAAAGACAAUCGAAACAGGCACUUCUAACGACAGCAACAUCGAAUAUGAGUGGCUGCCACAAGAAACAUUGCGUGUGCUGCAGCAAUCGCCACCUAAAUCCAAGGCACUAAAAACUUCUCCAAAGCCAGGCAAACAGAGCAGCCCAAAGCAGGGUCAGAGCCCUAAGCAGCGAAAAGUGAAACGUACCGCUGGUGAUGAUUAGACUUAACUAGACUGUAACUUAAAGCAGUUACACCAACAAAAGAAUCACCUCAAAUUAAAA
Rhagoletis zephyria (snowberry fruit fly) is the source of this 903-nucleotide messenger RNA. RefSeq names its product translocon-associated protein subunit alpha-like. Gene Ontology annotation, cellular component: endoplasmic reticulum; endoplasmic reticulum membrane. Lineage: Eukaryota; Metazoa; Arthropoda; Insecta; Diptera; Tephritidae. The record is from RefSeq and is a predicted model, not a curated record.